Talaromyces stipitatus ATCC 10500 is the source of this 977-nucleotide messenger RNA. RefSeq lists its product as uncharacterized. NCBI's taxonomy places the organism in Eukaryota, Fungi, Ascomycota, Eurotiomycetes, Eurotiales, Trichocomaceae. The transcript is spliced from 3 exons. Bases 59 to 727 code for a protein of 222 amino acids. The record is from RefSeq and is a predicted model, not a curated record.
GUUGGCGGUGCAUUGACGUCGCUAGAAGGAAUUGUCGAUCCAGACUCACUUCGGCCGUAUGAUCUUAUCAAGUCCAUGCUGGCACAACCAGGUUUUAUGGCUAAAGGCCGGGAACAUCAUUUGUCCUAAUUGCUACGUACCAGAAGACGAGUCAAUGCUAACGGGGUCCAAGGUGGUAUAUUUCGGCAUCAGUUGCUCCCAUGCAUAUGCACACACCUCUAAGAUUGCAGCACACACUCUUCCCAGAAACUUGAAAGGCUCUGACUUUAUUCUUUACAGCAGAUUUCAUAGUUUCGGAUGUGAAGUAUCCAUUUGCCCUGUACUUGAAGAGGUUUACGAGGUUUAUCCCUAUCAAGGCAUCCCUGAAACCGACCAUCAGGAGCAGAAGAAAACUCUUGAAUCUCUUGAUGGGCGUUCUAAAGAUGGUGAUGGCAAAAGAAAAGGAGAGGAGAAGAGAACGCAAAAGCUUAUCGCCUUCGUAGGAACCAAGUUGUACCCACAGACAGUGAUUUCUUCCUGCAUAGACAGUGACAAUGAAUAUGAUAAGAUCAAGCGUUACUGGGAAUGCGAUGAUUUUGAGAAUAUCUAUUGCAUGACUUCGAUCAAACAUCAGGAAACUGCUCUUACUCAGGCUACCUAUGGUAAUGAGCCGUCGGUUGGCUGCAAGUACUCACAUGCUGCUAUUCUGGUGAAAAUCCCCUCAUGGGAAGAUGGGCAGAAAAAGUAAGUAUUGCUCGCUACAUUACGCUUCUUGGCCAUUACGUCGUGUAGCCAGACGGUGAGCCGAUUUUGUUCGCCAAUUCGUGACUGGGCCGGAGUUGAAAUUGCUCCCGGCUGUCGAUUUGGCAUUGGAGGAUAAUGUUGGCUUUGAAUAUCCUGGGUCUUUCUUUCAUUUGUUUUUAUUCAGAUUGUGUCACGAGGUAUUAUCUAGACUGUUCAGAAUGUUCUAGCUCUUUAGAAUUGAGACAUUGAUUGGU